AUGGCUUUGGAACUCGAGUACCGCAACACCUUCAUCGACGUGAAGGAGGAGAUCCAAGAUGAAAUGCAGGCUUCCGGCAACCGCGCUCGCAGCUCCCCACCGGGUCGCGUGCGCCGCAGCAGCUUCGCCAGGGAGAUGAACGACGACGAGGCCGCCCUGCGCAGCUAUGUGGGAGGCCUCGCGCAGAACGCGUGGCCUCAGAGUGGUCAGAUCUCUAGCCUGGCGGAUCCCUCUCCGAGUCCAGGGUGCGCUGUGGCCGGUGUGCCACACCUCCUGCAAGAGCAGAUGCAUAUGGAUGUGCUCAGUGUGGGUAGCUGGGGUCACCCCGACGUGUGCCGUCGCCCUUGCAUUCACUUCAUUUCCGGCAACUGCGAGAAUGGUAAGGAUUGUGCUUACUGCCACCUUCCGCACACGGAGAAGAUGGCCAAGCUCGACAAGAGGCAGCGUGCUAUGGUUCAACAGCUCAACCACCCAGAGCUGGUAUCGAUGGUGCUCCCUUUCUGCUACCGCAAGGCAGAGGACGGGGGAUAUGCGGACAAGGCAGAAGAGAUUCUCGGUCUUCUGGAGAUGGGUUUGGAUCACGCCACGUCAUCGUCCGAGUCCCGGCCCUUGGCCGACCGUGAGCUCCGAAAUCUGCGCAAGACACUUGCAAGGAUGAGCUUCUCGAGCCUCAUCGGCUUGGUUACCCACAGGUCACCUGACCAGGAUGAGGACCCAACUCUGCAGGCGGCCUUGGAUACCCUUCGCUCCAGUUUCGCUCCAUGCGGCACCAGGGCUCCGCCGUGA
Symbiodinium sp. CCMP2592 is the source of this 786-nucleotide messenger RNA. The record is from the annotation of a GenBank genome assembly. Lineage: Eukaryota; Dinophyceae; Suessiales; Symbiodiniaceae.